AGGCUCCUGCUCUCCCAGAUGGGGACAUUGCUGUUCAUAUCCUGUUGCAUACUAAACUUCAAGAUCUCGGGGCCUUGGCUUGCUUUUUGUCAUGGUCCAUCUCAUCGCGUCACCACGACAUCAAGCCCAAACGGCAACGGAGGCUUCGGCACCGGUGACUUCAGCAUUCCAGGCGGUAACGGUAACUUCAUUCCACACAACAGCGGCGACCUCAACGCACCUCAGCAGGCGCUAUACAACGCACCUCAGCAGGCGCCCUAUAACGCCCAGCAGGCGUCCUAUAACGCCCAGCAGGCGUCCUAUAACGCCCAGCAGGUGUCCGACCUCCACGGCCAGCGGCCCUCGUACGAGACCCUGAGCACACAGAGCGACUUCAACGCACGCUUCCAACAUCACUUCCACCACCAGCGGCCCCACUAGCGGCGUCCUCCAAUAGGACAGAGUACACAGACGGGGAAAUAAAAUAUACCAUAUCACAUCAUGUGCAUAUCACCGGGACUCUACCAUGAAUAAAAUGUUAUGAAGUGUAA
Messenger RNA from Engraulis encrasicolus (European anchovy), 530 nucleotides. Its product is annotated as transcription factor GATA-6-like. The record is from RefSeq and is a predicted model, not a curated record. NCBI's taxonomy places the organism in Eukaryota, Metazoa, Chordata, Actinopteri, Clupeiformes, Engraulidae. The transcript is spliced from 2 exons. The coding region runs from base 19 to 420 and encodes 133 amino acids.